AUGCAUAUUGGCUAUGCAAAGGUUAUGCAUUAUGCAAUAUGCAUUAUGCGGUCAAUUACAUGGGAACACCGUCGGGAUCCAACAAAGUCCAUGCAUUAUGAGACUUAUGCAUUUAUAUCUACACGACAGCUGGCCGCAUCCAAGGUACCCGCAGUCGAAAAUGAACCUAUGCAUGCCACGGGCCAAUUCGUCAACGACCUGGAUAUUAGAUCAAAACAAAGUAAACUUGCAAGGCAGACUAUACCCUCCGAUCACGCCCGUCAUCUCUGCACAUACCACGAAGCAGAUGGAUCCACUGUGGCCACCGUGAUUGACGGUGCUCUCUCUUUUUCAAGGCUGAGUGGGAGACCAUGCCUCGGAGUCUUCCUGCGUGUUGCAGAGCUUGUCAGUGGCCAGUACCAUUUCAAGUUGGUGACAGCUACUAUGCUUGGUCAAGGGAAGAAUGCGUGGCAGGCCGAGAUUGAUGCUGCCACAGAGCUCUCAGACUUCUUACGUUUGGGCGUCAAAUCUGACGAGGAGCUCUAGGCCAACCAGCCUCCUAAGAACUCAUUAGGAUCACAGAAGUAUGUCCCAUCUUGUAUGAAACCAGUU
Messenger RNA from Suillus clintonianus, 591 nucleotides. RefSeq lists its product as uncharacterized. The coding region runs from base 1 to 525 and encodes 174 amino acids. Gene Ontology annotation, cellular component: mitochondrial matrix. The transcript has 4 exons. Gene Ontology annotation, molecular function: L-glutamate gamma-semialdehyde dehydrogenase (NAD+) activity. The record is from RefSeq and is a predicted model, not a curated record. Lineage: Eukaryota; Fungi; Basidiomycota; Agaricomycetes; Boletales; Suillaceae.